UGGCGCGACGCAGGCGCGCGACUUGAGCUCUCGCGGGACGCGGCCUAGGCGCUUGGGAAGGGUGGAGGCGGGUCGCUGGGCGUGGCGGCGAGCGGGCGGCAUGGAGAAGGGAGGUCACGGCGGGAAGUCGGCGGCCGUCCCGGCCCCUCACUUGCAGCCGCCGCAGCCUCGGAAGGAGAGGAGGCCCAGCAUGUUCGAGAAGGAGGCAUAUGCGCAAAUUUUGAGAGAAAGACUGAGAGAAUCAUUUCAUGAUGUUCAGUAUGUAGAGCCUCCAUUUGAUGAUUCAAUUGCUGAUUUAGGUAAAGAAUGGAAGAGUGCCCUGGCAAAAUUAAAGUUUGCUAAUUCAUAUAGAAUGGAGCCAUUGAAAAAAUUCCAAGCUCAUUCCGUGGAAGCUAAAGUCCAGCAGAUAUUAAAGGAAAGUCUUAAAGAUGUCAAAUAUGAUGAUAAAGUCUUCUCUCAUUUGUCACUUGAAUUAGCAGACCGCAUAUUGUCAGCGGUGAAAGAAUUUGGGUACCACCGUUACAAGUUCAUUAUAAAAGUAUUAUUUAUUCAAAAGACCGGUCAGGCAAUAAAUGUUGCCAGCAGAUGGAUCUGGGAUGUGGCAUGGGACAGCUGGGUUGCUGCGAAACACGAAACGGAAACGUACGUGGCCUUGGCCCUGGUGUUUGCUCUUUAUUGUGAGUAGGGAGUGUUUACUCCUCAACUUUGCAGAGACACAGGACAUCUGUAGAUCUGUGAACCUCACAGUAGGCGUUGAUUCCCUGCACUUUGGCCUCCAGGUGAAGCCUCAUUGUAUCAUUUUAACAGCAAACAAGUAAAAGCUGGAUUGUUUUUACCUUUA
This is a messenger RNA of Panthera uncia (snow leopard), 841 nucleotides long. It is a transcript of the gene DYNLT2, whose product is annotated as dynein light chain Tctex-type 2. NCBI's taxonomy places the organism in Eukaryota, Metazoa, Chordata, Mammalia, Carnivora, Felidae. Bases 101 to 685 code for a protein of 194 amino acids. Gene Ontology annotation, cellular component: cytoplasmic dynein complex; cytoplasm. The record is from RefSeq and is a predicted model, not a curated record. Gene Ontology annotation, molecular function: dynein intermediate chain binding. Gene Ontology annotation, biological process: microtubule-based movement. The transcript is spliced from 4 exons.